GCGGCCUGGUUAUAUCCAGAAUCGUUCGUUGCCUGCAUUGAAACAGCGACAUAUAGAGUCACAUGUCUCUACCUUCAGGGAUAGACGGCAUGAUCAAAUCUAAAUGAAAUUGGAACGCUCUACCUUGUUUGUGAGAGGGUAUAAGACGUUGAAGUGCGCUCUCACAUCCGCCGUGCAAGUAGCUGGAUUAAGGAGAGAUCUGGCUUCAUACACACAAGAGCUUGGAUGACACCGCGGGGCACCUUCUCUUGAUCGUACAGAUAGCAACGGACAGAUCUACCUGUUAUGGCUUCCAGUAGAAUGAGUCUCAAUCGUUUGACCAAGAAGCCGAGACAUCCUUCGUCUACUUGCGCCAGCACCGAACUGCAGGAUAUUGGCGGUCUCCUGAGAAAGAGUCCGUCACUCCUCCGGAACCCGACACCUGAUGCUCAGUCGAUCAACUCACAAACCACAUGUCCUCUUCUCAGUCUGCCAAUAGAAAUUCGACGCGAGAUAUACCGCUACGUUCUUCCUCGACCGAAGCCAAAUAUGGGUUUCCGCUUCAUGCACGAUGGCGGCGACCAGUCUGUGACCUCUGAAUGGGGCGCCAAGAGGAAUGGUCGCACGAGCUCGCGACACCGGCUUGCCAUUCUCACCAUAUCCCGUCAGAUAUACAUCGAAGCGCUAUCGAUCCUAUAUUCAGAGAACCUAUUCCACUUUGUCACAUUCUCCUACACUCCUGUCCUGGAAUUACUGCGCAGAUUGUCACCUGACGCACGGAGUAGGAUGCGUCAGAUCCGGCUUACUCUUGUACCACCAGGCCAAGCAGAAGCAUGCGAGAAAGAAGGGGAACAUGAUACAUUCUGCACUGUUAUACAUGAUGCAUGUCCAGGCCUGGUGGAUCUGAUGGUAGAUCCCUCUCGAUACAUGUAAAACGGCCAGAGCAAUACCUCACAUAUGGAUAAAUAUUCUUACUCAGACAGGUUCAUUGAUGCCUCUGUCGCAGCUUUAGACCACUUGGUAUUACCACUAUGCAUGUUGCUAUCCAAGUGUACGUCCAUAAAAUUAUAUGGUACACUAGUGAUGACUUUGAUCCAAAUCGUAUGUACUAUAGCAUCAUAUAUACUCAGUUGCAAACACGAGCGCUCGGACUCUGGCU
This is a messenger RNA of Pseudovirgaria hyperparasitica, 1138 nucleotides long. RefSeq lists its product as uncharacterized. Bases 286 to 912 code for a protein of 208 amino acids. The record is from RefSeq and is a predicted model, not a curated record. The transcript has a single exon. NCBI's taxonomy places the organism in Eukaryota, Fungi, Ascomycota, Dothideomycetes, Acrospermales, Acrospermaceae.